GUUGUGUGCAGUAGCGCGAGUGUGAGACAGACGUGAGUGUGCAUGAAGGUGAUUUCUUUGGUUUUGACUGCACCAGUCAACUCGCGCGCAGUUUUUCCGCUAACGAAAAACACAGCUUAUCUCACCGCGCAGUGGCAGUGGGCAGUAGCGCGCUGUACAGACGCGCACGCGCCGGCCGCCGCGUCAAAUACCUCGAUAACAGUGUAAUAUUGUGAAGACACCAUGAAGUCCAAGGAGCGGGUGGAGAUCAGCGCCAUAAGUGGCAGCACUGUCUCCUUUGCCACCGAUGCCAGCAAUGGCUCGGACAGCUUCGGAGUAUUCCAGUCCAAGGAGAACAUCCUGCCGAAGACGGAGAUGGAGGUUGAGGCCGGGAAGGCUGCCCCCGAGUACAAGGUCACCCAUCCGACCUCGUACCUCGACACCAUGCUGCACAUCUUCCGUGGCAACAUCGGCAGCGGGCUGCUGGCCAUGGGAGACGCCUUCCGCAACGGAGGCAUCGUCUUUGCUACCAUCAUGACUGCGUUGCUGGGCGUCAUCUGCGUCCACGCUCAGCACCUGCUGCUGAACUGCUCGGAGCAGAUGCAUGGGCAGCUGAAUCUGGAGAAGCCCCCGGGCUUCGCCGAGACGGUGUUCCUGGUAUUCCAAAACGGACCGGCUCGCCUCCGCCCCCUGGCACCAGCUAUGCGGGUGAUCAUCAACAUGUUCCUGUGCAUCACCCAGCUCGGCUUCUGUUGCGUCUACAUCGUAUUUAUCGCCACUAAUGUGAAAAUGAUUUCGGAUUACUAUAACAUCGUGAUCGACCUGUCGAUCCACAUGAUCAUCGUGGUGAUCCCGGUGCUGCUGGCAUGCAUGGUGCGCAACCUGAAGUACCUGACGCCGUUCUCCACCAUCGCCAACAUCAUGAUGGCUAUUGGCGUCAGCGUCGUGGUCUACGAGGCCAGCCAGGAUCUUCCCUGCAUUUCUUCCCGGGACUACAUCGCCAGCUGGCAACAACUACCGCUGUAUUUCGGAACGGCUGUGUACGCUUUUGAAGGCAUUGGACUCGUACUGCCCCUCAAGAACGAGAUGCGUCAUCCGGAGCAGUUCCAGAAGCCGCUGGGCGUGCUGAACGUGGGCAUGAUCUUCGUGGGAACCAUCUUCAUCGUGGUCGGCUUCCUCGGCUACCUCAAGUGGGGUGACGACGUCAAGGGCAGCCUGACCCUCAACCUGCAACCUGGACUUAUCUCGAGCAACAUCGUGCAGACCCUGAUCGCGCUGGCCAUCAUGUUCACAUACCCGCUGCAGAUGUACGUGCCCGUCGACAUCACCUGGCCUGCGCUGCGCAAGCGCUUCGCGGGCGCUUCUCCCGUCGCCACGGAACUGGGAUACAGGGCUGCUUUGGUAUUAUUGACCUUCAUCCUCGCCGAAUCAAUCCCGCAUCUCGGCCUGUUCAUAUCUCUGGUGGGCGCCGUGAGCAGCACCGCCUUAGCUCUGAUCUUCCCGCCGCUGAUCGAGCUGGUCGUCGCAUCCCAGAAGGAAAACGGACUGACCACCUUCAUGGUCCUCAAAGACGGUAUCAUCAUCGUUCUCGGGGUGUUCAUCUUCAUCACCGGCACAUACGAAAGCGUCGCCUCCAUCGUCGCAGCGUUCCAGGAGUAAACCACCACGGAAUUUAAAUGGUUUCGCUCAUUUCCAACUUUCCAUGUUGUAUUACGUUGAUGACAUGAUGAUUUAGUGACCUUUUUUAACAGGUUGUUUUGUUUAAUUAAUUUAUGUUCUCAACUAUAAUUAUUCUAUGUAUAAUUUGUACAAAAGGUUACGUUAUGUUACAAACGAAUUUACCUUUUAAAUUAUGUGCUAUUUAUUUAUGAAAUUAAUUUGACGUGAGAUUAGCUUUACACAUGUUUUUUCUUGUAUUUGUAGGUAAGGUAUAUAUUAUUGACCACAUAUAAAAUAUAUUAUUGGUCAAUUUAAUUAAUAACGUAAAUAUUUCCAUCCUAUUCUAUACUGAGUGCUUCCUAUUUGACCUUUUUUUUUUCAAAAUUGUCUGACCAAUUUUUGGAAUUAGGACCUUUUCGAAAUUUAUUUUUGAAAGAUAUACAUUUUAAACCUUGAAUAUUCUAUAUACACUGUUACUUAGAUAUCUAUAUUAUUUUAGAAAUUUUACCCUCUUAUGAAAUAAUUUAAUAUUUAUUGUUAAUUCGUAGGUACAAUCGAAUGUUAUCAUUCCUAUUUUAAGUGAUUUUUAUUAUUGUUAAGUUUAAAUGUAGCAUAAAGAUCUUGAUGUUAUUAUUCUCUGAGGCUGGGUUGCACCAUCUUACUUUAACUUUGACAAACGUCAAUAAUCUGUCAAAAUCCCUACAAAAACCACCGGUUAUAGAUGACCCACGCUGAACUGUCCCGCCAAACUCAAUGACAGGGGGGCGCUACCAUCGUUCAACUAUAUGGUUUCCAACAUGGCAAAAAUCGGAACCAGCGAUCCGGUAUUGACGGUGGCGCCCCACUGUCAAUGUCAUCGAUAGGACAGUCCAAUAUUUUGGAACUAUACCUAUCGUUAAAGUUACGGUCAAAGUUAGGUGGUGCAACUCACCCUAAGUGUAGUAUGUGUCGAUGUACGAGUAGUUAGUAGAAUAGUGAUGGACGCAGUAUCUCUUUAAACGAUUCUAUAGGGCAUUGAUGAUUCCCAUCGCACCCCAGUAAGCUGUAAUACCAACGCUAACUUAACUGCCGAAUAUUUUCCUGAGUGCAAUGACCACAUUACCAGCUGCCACCGUCGUGAAUCUCACCGACUGCCAUUGACAAUUUUAUUGCUACCUCCAAGUGUCGUGAGCUGCGUCCGUCUGCAGUAGGCUGGGCCAUUUACAGGAGUGGCCACUUCAUAAAUUCUCUACGCCACGUUUUCCCAAUAUAAUUCCACAAAUGUACCGGUGAAUAAUAAUUCAAAUUAUUUCCGAGAGCAGGAUAAACUUGGGAGAACUCCACCUCACUCGGUCCUUGAAUGAUAAUUUCACAUUACAUGCACAUAAAAAUUUAAUACGUAGAUACUAGAUAUGCAACAUUUUAAUAUUUCGAUAUUAUCUGAAUGCAUUAGAAGAACGUAAAUCACGUUUAGGUACCUAUUAAGUUAUGCCAUAUCACAUGCUAAUGAUUUAUUGGGAUUUUUAAAUCGAUUGUGAUUAACUGUUUAUAUUUUCGAGUCUGAUGGAUGAGAUACUUUGUUCUGGGGGUUUGUUAGAAUUGACCAUUUGAUUGAUAAAUGACUAAAACCAGCAGAAAACUUGAAGAAGGUGGUUCAUAACACUGGUUCCGACAUCUAUAUUUUGCGGACACGGUAGAAAAACGAGGAGGCUCUUAGCUAAAGUGUAUUUUUUUUAAGCUUCUACUUUCUCUGACUAGUUUUGUAUUUUAUGUUCUCUUUUUAACUCCUUUAGUUUUUCUAUCUUCUCCAACUAAGUUAUUGUUUACCAUUAGUUUACGUAUCGCCGUGCAAUUAUUAGGUAUUUAUUAUAUUAAAUUAAUUAUGUUAUGCGCAUUGACUGUGUAGGUUUAUAGUUUAUUGGCAUUUUGUCGAUUAUUAAAUUGAAGCUAUAGCCAUUAUUUGCAAGCUGACGUACAAUUCCUAUUGUUUAGCGAUGUUGUUGUGAUUUUUUGCUCGUAUAUUUUUUGUUCUGUGAUACGGAUACAACAGGUUUUAAAUAAAUAUAUCGAUGUCA
Molecule: messenger RNA, 3692 nt
Organism: Ostrinia furnacalis (Asian corn borer)
Lineage: Eukaryota; Metazoa; Arthropoda; Insecta; Lepidoptera; Crambidae
Product: proton-coupled amino acid transporter-like protein CG1139
Exons: 9
Coding region: 223-1638 (471 amino acids)
Biological process (GO): amino acid transmembrane transport
Cellular component (GO): vacuolar membrane
Molecular function (GO): L-amino acid transmembrane transporter activity
Source: RefSeq, a predicted model, not a curated record